CCACCAACAACUAUGAUCACAUCAGAACCACCAACAACUAUGGUCACAUCAGAACCACCAACAACUAUGAUCACAUCUGAAACACCAACAACUAUAAUCACAUCUGAACCACCAACAACUAUGACCACAUCAGAACCACCAACAACUAUGAUCACAUCAGACCCACCAACAACUAUGAUCACAUCAGAACCACCAACAACUAUGGUCACAUCAGACCAACCAACAACUAUGUUCACAUCUGAACCACCAACAACUAUGAUCACAUCGAGAACCACCAACAACUAUGAUCACAUCAGAACCACCAACAACUAUGAUCACAUCAGAACCACCAACAACUAUGAUCACAUCAGCCCCACCAACAACUAUGAUCACAUCAGCCCCACCAACAACUAUGACCACAUCAGCUCCAUUAACAACUAUUGAGUCAUCAGCCCAACCAACAAAUAUAGCUACAUCAUCCCAAGUAGCAAGUAUCUUUACAGCCCCAACAACAACUUUGGACUCAUUUUUAUUAACAACUACUGACAGACCUUUCGUUAAUGCUUCUACUGCUACGAUGACUAUUUCAUCUGCGGUCAGUAAAAUUUCGAACUUGACAGAAAGCACAUUUAAAAUUUCGUCAUCUACUCCAGCAGUUUCGUCUGUCACUGGUAAUUUUACUCGCUCCCCUACAACCGUGCGGCCGGGAAGUAACACAUAUGUUACAAUAACAGGACCUCAGCAGACCUCUUUGGCACAGACUUUGCCGGCUCGAUCCAGUGUAUUGCCGCCGAUAUCAACAACAGGUCAUAACGUCACGAAGGAAAGCCCAGGUCCAGUCAACAACAUCCCUGCAAUAGCAGCCGGAGCAGCCGUUGGCGCUGCACUGUUGCUUACAGCCAUUAUUCUAGCAUGCCUGUUUCUUCUUCUACCCCUUCUAAAGGCACGACCUGUAUCGAUGGAUAUAUAUGGUGAUGAAGAACAGCCUGUUCAGAAAAAGAAGAGAAAGAGACCCAGGAAGCCCUUCUCUCCACCGCCCGUCUUGGCGGACCUCUACAAAGACCAGGCCAAUAUUUUCACCCAUCACGGCGGAGGGGUGUUUUUCCCCAGCAGAUACAACCCGCCCAAGGAAGUGAAGGGGCUCUAUCAAAUAGAUUCACACUUCAAAGGGAGGCCGGUCACCGUUACCAUUCCUGUUUUCAACACAAAGUGACACCGGCCCUUGUUCUGCCGUCAGUAAUGCUUUGACACAAGAAGGACACGUCUAGGUGAUGACAAUA
This is a messenger RNA of Branchiostoma belcheri (Belcher's lancelet), 1259 nucleotides long. Its product is annotated as mucin-5AC-like. Bases 284 to 1192 code for a protein of 302 amino acids. The transcript has 2 exons. Lineage: Eukaryota; Metazoa; Chordata; Leptocardii; Amphioxiformes; Branchiostomatidae. The record is from RefSeq and is a predicted model, not a curated record.